UCAAAAUAAAAUUCUGUCUUAUUCGUUUAUCAUAUAGUUAAAUUGUAACUGCAGCUGCUGUUAUUAUUCUUUUUCGAGUAAUUGGUUUUUCACUGUAUUAAUACAUACAAUCAAGACAGAAAAGCACGGUUUACAAGCGGUAGCGGUUGAGAUCCCCAGCAUCCGUCCCGCACUGAGGCUCGCAGCGACGCGUCGCCACCCCGUAGACAUGGCUCCGUGAAGCGGAUGGUGGUGCGACUCAGUCGCGUCAAGGGGUUAGAGGGGCGCCGCAAUGACGUGCUGUUCACGCCGUGCGCGCGCCGCGUGCCAGCGCCGCCCGCUCUCGUGUUCUGGGGCGGCGACGUGCAGGACUAUCCGGAGAUCAUGCAGGCGCACCGCGACAAUAGGAACUAUAUCAAGUGGAACCUCGAAAACACGGCUCGCAUCCUCAGUCAAAACUUCCCCACCUACCACAUUGUAGUCGUUCGGCCCUCCAGGAUAGAAUACAAGAGUUUCAGUUGCUAUGACAACUUCGUGCCGAGCAACAACGCCGGCGUGCCCGAGCACACGCCCACGCACAGCGCGCUGCUGCACCUGCAGAGGUUACUGCAAGAAGUGAGUAGUCAAGUGAAGAAGAUCCCCGAACAGGAGCUGCUGGCGGGCCUGGAGACCGCGUCCGAGGACACUGAAGAUUUCCACACUACUUCGCCACAGGAAGGUAGCUCGAACGGCGCCGCGAGUCCAGCGCCGGCGCCGGGGACACUCGAGCCGCCGACGGGCCGUCUGUGGUGGCGACCGAGCUUAGCGCUGCAGGACUCGGAGCUGGCGCUGGUGGGGUUCAGCAAGGGCUGCGUGGUGCUCAACCAGCUGCUGUACGAGUUCCACUACACGCACACACUCACGCCGGCAGACACGCACGCCACAAGGUUCAUUGCGCGCAUCUCGGCGAUGUACUGGCUGGACGGCGGGCACGCUGGCAGCCGCAACACGUGGCUCGCCUCCCGCUGUCUACUAGAAACCCUCGUCAGGCUCAAUGUGGAGAUAUUUGUGCACGUGAGCCCGUACCAGGUGUGCGACGAGGCGCGGCCGUGGAUCGGCAAGGAAGAGCGCGCCUUCACCGCCAUGCUCCGGAAGCUAGGCGCCAACAUCCACCGCUACCUGCACUCGGCCGCGGCGCCGGUGACGCUGCUGACGCACUUCAACGUGCUCAGCCACUUCCGCGGCCUCCAGGACUCCGGGGCUCCCGGCGCGCCACCCGAGUCCGACACCGACGAGACCACCAAAUAA
This is a messenger RNA of Cydia amplana, 1266 nucleotides long. RefSeq names its product mitochondrial protein C2orf69 homolog. The transcript has 11 exons. The record is from RefSeq and is a predicted model, not a curated record. Lineage: Eukaryota; Metazoa; Arthropoda; Insecta; Lepidoptera; Tortricidae. The coding region runs from base 226 to 1266 and encodes 346 amino acids. Gene Ontology annotation, cellular component: mitochondrion.